Molecule: messenger RNA, 1178 nt
Organism: Ictalurus punctatus (channel catfish)
Lineage: Eukaryota; Metazoa; Chordata; Actinopteri; Siluriformes; Ictaluridae
Gene: shisal2a
Product: shisa like 2A
Exons: 4
Coding region: 198-734 (178 amino acids)
Source: RefSeq, a predicted model, not a curated record
CAGUGCCAAGAGAGUCGUUUGAAACACAGACAGAAGAAGAAGGACACUGAAGGAGCGUUUUGGUGAGGGUUUAGGAUCAAGGUACAACACUGGGAUGAUUUAUUAUUAUUUUUAAAUAGGUGCAAAGUGGAGAAUGAGAGAGCGAGAGAGAGAGAGAGAACUGAUUGAGAUGUGAGAUGUUUGAUUGAGAUGUGAGGAUGAGUGCAGUGUGCUCGAGUUACUACACCGCGGAGAAGGAGCUGGUGAGAGCGUUCAUCUGUCCGAAAGCCGGCGGCGACGAGCGCGCGCAGUUCUGCUGCGGCUUCAACGAUAUUAAAUACUGCUGUGAUGAUCCCAACAGCUUCUUUCCCUACGAGUACGGAUACAUGUGGUGGCUCAGUAUUGGUGCUCUCAUAGGUCUGUCCGUGGCUGCGGUUGUACUAUUGGCAUUCAUUGUCACUGUGUGUGUUCUCUGCAUCCUCUUCAUCAACACGAAACCCAGUCGGCUGGACAGCGGCCUUCCUCUCAGCGAGCCGGGAAUUCCCCUUGAGCCUGUAUCUGACGUAUUAUUUGUGUUACUUCUCUCAUGUGACGCAGGCCGUGAUCCCAGCCAUUCCACUGGACCUCAGGGUUUCUGCAAACAUUUCCCAAAUAGCAAACUGCACUGUGCCAAGCAGCGGGCAGAGCCCGAGCAUCUGUUUCAGCCCUGCUUCAGGGUCACCAUAGCCAGAGUGAAUGCUGAAGGGCCUUCGUAGGAGCCGUGUCCACUGGCAGGUGCUUUUACUCAGUCAGAGUCAGAAUCCAAGUCAAGCCUCAAGCUGAUCUAAGGGCUCAGCAGUGGCUCUCUGGCGCUCAUGGGAUUUUCACUCGAUGCCUUCCGGUUAUUAGCUUCCAGUAUCCAGAUGAUACCCGACGGUGAGCUGACUAUGAAGUCCUGACUGACCUCACCUGUCUGAUCAGAUCUUCUGAACUAUUGUGGUCUAACACCAUUAUUCUUGGUUUCUUCUGAAUUAAUGGCUCAUGCUGUGUAUCUUGGUUUCAGUUGCAAAUUCGGCAAAUAUUAUCUAGAGGCCAUUAAGGAGAAAAGAUAUUUAACAAAUUCUGUGAUAGACCAAACUAGCCAGCUACUACACUACAAUAAAUAUUUAAGCCAUUAAAUCAUACCUUGUGAACAAAUGGAAUAACAAAAUGAGAACAAA